Molecule: messenger RNA, 1116 nt
Organism: Spodoptera litura
Lineage: Eukaryota; Metazoa; Arthropoda; Insecta; Lepidoptera; Noctuidae
Source: RefSeq, a predicted model, not a curated record
AUGUCUGAUGUUUUGAUGAGAGCACCUGUUGGUUCUAUAGGUAAAGCAUACCCAUCAGGUUGGAUCCAAACGAACCUUUUUACGCAAUGGUUUCAACAUUUUGUUGAAUACGUCAAACCUACAGAAGCGUCACCAGUGCUCUUGAUUCUCGACGGGCAUUACAGCCAUACGAAGAAUAUAGAACUAAUAGAUUUAGCCAGACAAAAUCAUGUAACUAUUUUGUCACUGCCACCUCAUUGCACCCAUAAAUUCCAACCACUCGAUCGAACAUUUAUGGGUCCUUUAAAAACCUACUAUAGCGAAGAAGUCCGUCUUUUUAUGAAACAAACAGGAAAAAAUUUAUCACAUUUCUAUGUUGCGGAGCUAUUCGGCAAGGCAUAUUUAAAGUGUCAAACAGGAGAAAUUGCAGCAAAUGGUUUUAAAGUUGGUGGCAUAUACCCAUUUAAUCGUAAUAUAUUUACUGAAGCUGAUUAUUUAGCUGCUGCUGACAAUUUCGAAGAACAAAAUCCGACAACAACUCCGACACUACCCACUUCAUCCGCCCUAACUACAGUAACUUCAUUGCAACUCAGCAAUUUCAAUGAAAAUAUACCAGGACCAUCUGCUGCUACUACUGAAAUAGGAAACGGUUCCCUGGUUACACCAUCUGAUAUUUCCCCAGUGCCAAUAAGAAGGAAAACAUCUAGCAAUAGAGGCCGAAAGCCGGCAAGAUCGGCAAUAAUUUCAAGUUUUCCUUAUAAGAAGAAUUUAGAAAAUGCGCAGUCAAAGAAGUCUAAUGAAGAAAAGAAAAAACGUGAAAAAGCUGCAAAGAGAAAGGAUAAAAAAAAUAUUCCGAAAAAAAGACAAAAGAGGAAUAGGACAGAAAGUGAAUCAUCAGACUCGAAUCUAGAUGAUAAUUUUGGAUAUAACACAGACUUGUCCGAUGAUGAGGCAGUAACAAAUGAGAGUGCAGCCCCUUCUGAUGAAGAUGCUGAAUGCUUUUUCUGUAAUGGAAAAUACAGUGAUGAUAAAAAAGGUGAAGAAUGGGUGCAAUGUUUAAUGUGUGAACUAUGGGUUCACUGUGCUUGUGGCGGUUAUGAAACCGGUGUGUACAUCUGUGAUUACUGCAAAAAUUAA